Molecule: messenger RNA, 5333 nt
Organism: Linum trigynum
Lineage: Eukaryota; Viridiplantae; Streptophyta; Magnoliopsida; Malpighiales; Linaceae
Source: the annotation of a GenBank genome assembly
AUCAUUUUUGAGAGUAAUACACACUAGAGAGUUCUCCCAAUCCUUUGUCUUUGUUCUUGUUCUUUGCUUUCAAGUGAGUUUGAGAGAAAGGCUGCCUAGCGCUCUAACGGAAUUGAGAGCUAGGGCCGCACGAUCGAGAGUAAGGUCGUGACAAGUGGUAUCAGAGCCUGGUUCGGCUUUGUGCUAGCAAAGUUGAACCUAGAGCCAGAAGGAAAGGAAGAACCUCACUAAAAAUGACUGGAUCAGAAGUCCACGACGAUGAGAAGCAUCGUGGAAGGGAUACCGUGAAGAAUCCCAAACCAAAGGGUGACAAGUCAAGCACUCGUGAUCCUAUGACGUCUCUAGAGAGGCGUGUCUCUAGAAUGGAGGUGAAGUUGGCGGAAGACAUCAGUGCCAUCGAGGAUUUGGGAGCAAACUUCACCCAAGUCGAAAGUGAUUUUCAAGGUAUGAAUGCUCGUUUGUCGAGCUUGGAGAUUGGUAAUGAUGGCUUACGAGAAGAGCUUGUGGCCCUCAUCAACAACACCAUCACCACAUCCUUAAACAACGCCAUUGGAGUUGUGAAAGAGCAAGUCCAGGCUGAGCUGGUCCAGGAGGAGAUUGCAGAUCUCAAGAGUGAGGUCACUCUCGUGAAGAGAGCCAUGGCUAGCGGACCAGCCACGGUGCAAUCCGUCCCACGUGCUGAUAUUCCAAGACCGAAGAGCUUCGGAGGUUCACGGAAUGCGAGGGAGUUAGAGAACUUCCUUUGGAGUCUUGAGCAGUACUUCAAGGCGUCCGGCAUCCAAGAGGAUGAGGUAAAGAUUCGUACCGCUCCACUUUACUUGGUUGAUGUUGCCAUGGUGUGGUGGAGGCGACGUGAAGCGGACGUCGAAAGAGGUACUUGUGUGAUGGUAACGUGGGAAGAUUUCAAGAGAGAAAUCAAGCGGCAGUUCUACCCAGAGAACGUGGAGUUUGAAGCCCGUUCAAAGUUGAGAAGACUCACCCAGAGGGGUGGAGUUCGAGAAUACGUGAAAGAAUUCUCGGAGCUGCUUCUAGAGAUCCAGGACAUCACGGACAAGGAGGCCAUGCACGGCUUUCUUGAUGGGCUGCAACCAUGGGCCAAGAUGGAGAUGCAACGUCGAGGAGUGCAAGACCUUGCAACUGCCAUGGCCACGGCAGAGUCUUUUGUCGAGUACAAACGACAAGAGAGCAGCGGCAAAGAGAAGAGUUCGAAGCCCAACAAGGGUGGAGAACAGCAGAAGCCUUUCAAGGAGGGUUCUCGCACUCAACAACACCAAGGUGGUUCGAGCAAAGGGGGUAAGUACGAGCCAAAACCCAUGACUUGUUUCCUUUGCGACGGACCACAUCGAGUGCGAGAUUGCCCAAGAAAGGCGAGAUUAGCAGCCAUGGAAGCUCAAGAUGAGGGGCCCAAGGCGGCGGAGGCCAAGAUUGGCUCAAUCCGCAAGCUUGGCGCGGCAAAGACCGACGUCAAGGAGAGCAAGCGGGAGAGGUGCUAUGUUCUGGCGCAAUUCAUGCAAGGCGAGUCAAAAGCCUUGGUGGAUACCGGUGCCACGGACAACUUUCUUCUCGUCGAGGAGGCAAACCGGCUGGGUAUUGCCUACGAGAAGGGGCAAGGGAGGCUCAAGACGAUCAAUUCGGAGUCCAUCCCGAUUCAUGGAGUGGCGCACAACGUACCAAUAAAGCUUGGCGAGUGGGAAGGCCUCAUCGACUUUUCCGUCGUCACCAUGGACGAUCACCCAGUCAUCCUCGGCAUCCACUUCCUCGACAAGGAGGGAGUGCUUUUGAAGCCCAACUCCAACACGAUGUGCUUGGAGAAAGAAGGGGAGUUCCAUUCGGUUCAUCUCUUGAGAGAAGAUGGUCCCCAUAGUGCUCUAUCGGCCAUGCAAGUGGUGAAGGGGUUCAAGAAGAAUGAACCAACCUUUCUUGUAUCCUUGAAGAUGGAGGAAGAAGGAGGCUCAACGGGAAUCACAACUCCCAUCAUCGAAGGUGUCCUCGAAGAUUUCGAUGAUGUGAUGCCAUCGGAGUUGCCCAAGAAGCUACCACCAAGAAGGGAGGUGGACCACAAGAUCGAGUUGGAGCCAGGAGCGAAGCCCCCUUCGCGAGCACCAUACCGCAUGUCGCCACCGGAGUUAGAAGAAUUGCGGAGGCAGCUCAAGGACUUGGUGGACGCAGGCUACAUGCGGCCAUCGAAGUCACCUUUUGGAGCACCGGUGCUGUUCCAAAAGAAGAAGGAAGGGUCGUUGCGGAUGUGCAUCGACUAUAGAGCCAUCAACAAGUUGACGGUGAAGAACAAGUGGCCGAUUCCCAACAUUGCCGACUUGUUCGACCAGCUUGGAGAUGCAAUGUGGUUCACCAAGCUAGAUCUUCGCUCGGGCUACUAUCAAGUGCGGAUAGCAGAGGGCGACGAGCCAAAGACGGCUUGUGUGACGAGGUAUGGCUCUUACGAGUUUCUUGUGAUGCCAUUCGGUCUCACCAAUGCACCAGCCACGUUUUUCACUUUGAUGAAUCAAGUGUUUGAGCCAUUCUUGGACUGGUUUGUCGUGGUCUACUUGGAUGACAUCGUCGUGUAUAGCAAAACACUCGAUGAGCAUGCCGAGCAUCUACGCCAAGUCUUCCAAGUCCUUCGCGACAACGAAUUGUACGUCAAGAGGGAGAAGUGCACAUUUGCCGCCACAGAGGUUCCAUUCUUGGGGCACGUCAUUGGUGGAGGCAAGUUGAAGAUGGAUGGAGCGAAGGUGCAGGCAAUCCAAGAAUGGGAGCCACCGACGAAGGUGCCAGAGUUGCGGUCAUUCCUCGGCCUUGCCAACUACUAUCGGAGGUUUAUCAAGGGCUACUCCAACAUUGCAGCACCCUUGACGGAUCUCUUGAAGAAGAACAAGGCGUGGGAUUGGUCGGAAAGGUGCCAAGAAGCGUUCGAGGCCUUGAAAGCAGCGGUGAUGAAGGAGCCCGUGCUCGUGCUCCCCAACCCGACGUUGGCCUACGAAGUGCAGACCGAUGCAUCCGACUUUGCAAUUGGGGGCGUGUUGAUGCAAGAAGGGCAUCCCAUUGCCUUCGAGAGUCGGAAGCUCAGCGAGACGGAAAGGCGAUACACCGUUCAAGAGAAGGAGAUGACGGCCGUGGUGCAUUACUUGCGCACAUGGAGGCACUACUUGUUGGGGUCAAAGUUCAUUGUGAAGACGGACAACGUGGCAACGAGCUACUUUCUGACGCAGAAGAAGCUCACCCCUAAGCAAGCGAGGUGGCAAGACUUUUUGGCCGAGUUCGACUUCAUCAUGGAGUACAAUCCAAGCAAGGCGAAUUCCGUUGCCGAUGCUCUUAGCCGCAAGAGUGCAGCCGCAAGCAUCAGCCAGCCCACGUUUCCUUUGAAGGAGCGGAUCGUUGAAGGCAUUGGCCAUGACCCCUUCGCCAAAACCGUAGCGGAGUACAUUAAGCAAGGUAAAACUCGGCGGUUUUGGAUGAAGGAUGGGCUCAUCAUGACCAAGGGAGAGCGGGUGUUCGUGCCAAGAUGGGCCAACUUGAGGAAGGAGAUCAUGAAGGAGUGCCAUGAUUCCAAGUGGGCGGGCCAUCCCGGCAUCGAGAGAACGCAAGCGCUCAUCGAAGAAGCAUAUUUCUGGCCGCGUAUGAGAGACGACGUGGAGAUGUAUGUGAAGACUUGUCUUGUGUGCCAACAAGACAAGAUGGAGCAGAGAAGCCCGGCAGGAUUGCUAGAGCCCUUGCCCACGCCUCAACGACCAUGGGAGAGUGUGAGUAUGGACUUCAUCAUCGGACUUCCCAAAGUCGAUGGAUGCGGUUGCAUCAUGGUUGUGGUGGACAGAUUCUCGAAGUAUGGAGUGUUCGUUCCUGGGCCAAAAGACUUAACGACGGAGGAUGCGGCACGACUAUUCUUCAAGAGCGUGGUCAAGUAUUGGGGCAUUCCUAGCAGCAUCGUGAGCGACAGAGAUGGGCGCUUCACGGGCAGAUUUUGGCGAGAGUUGUUCAAGAUCAUGGGCUCAAACUUGAACUUCUCGACGGCAUUUCAUCCUCAAAGCGACGGACAGACGGAGCGGGUGAAUGCCUUGUUGGAAGUGUACUUGCGGCACUACGUGAGUGCAAACCAACGAGAUUGGGUGAAGUUGAUGGACACGGCGCAGUUUUCCUACAACUUACACCGCAGCGAGUCGACCAACACGAGUCCAUUUGAGUUGGCGACGGGGCAACAACCUUUGACACCUACGACGGUGACAACGGGGUAUAGAGGCAACAGUCCGGCGGCCUACAAGUUCGCUAAAGGCUGGCACGAGAAGAUGGAGAUGGCCAAGUUUUACUUAGCCCGCGCUAGCAGGAAGAUGAAGAAAUGGGCGGACAAGAAGCGGCGGCACUUGGAGUUUGAAGAGGGAGACAUGGUGAUGGUCAAGUUCUACCCUCAUCGCUUCAAGCAUCUCAAGAACGUGCACAAGGGACUGCUUCGCCGCUAUGAAGGGCCAUUCCCCAUCGUGAAGAGGAUUGGCAAUGUGGUAUACAAGGUAGAGCUGCCGACGCACUUGGAGAUCCAUCCGGUCUUUCAUGUGAGCCAACUCAAACCUUACCACGAAGACAAGGAGGACGAGCAGCGAAGGGAGCCGCAGCGCGCACCUACACUCGUCACCAAGACACACGACCAUGAAGUCGACGAAAUCAUGGCGCGUCGUGUCAUUCCUCGUCGCGGCGUACAUCCAAGCUUUGUGGAGUACUUAGUCAAGUGGCGCAACAUUCCGGAGAGUGAAGCAACAUGGGAGAAAGAGCUCACGCUUUGGAAGAACAAGGACUUGAUAGAGGCAUUCCAUCAAGAGGACGCGACGAGGGCGUCGCGAGCAUAAGUGGGGGAGGAUGUCACAUGUGGCAGAUGACAUGGCGCCAACAAGGUGACAACAUGGCAGCAGCACAUGUGGCAUGUAUGGAAGACUAGUAGCAUAGAGAUGCUCCUAGGAUUCUCCACCAUAAUGUAGAGCUUUAUAGUGCACUUAUGAGUCACAUAAUGGUGACAUUGAUAGAGUGCAUAAUGGGGGGACUUAAUGGGGUGUAUUGAUGUAGUAGAGGGACUUUAUGAGGGGCAUUGAUGCCUUGUAUGUGGAGAGGCCUAUAUAAGGAGCAAUCUCCCUCAUUUGUACUCAUUCCAUCAUUUUUGAGAGUAAUACACACUAGAGAGUUCUCCCAAUCCUUUGUCUUUGUUCUUGUUCUUUGCUUUCAAGUGAGUUUGAGAGAAAGGCUGCCUAGCGCUCUAACGGAAUUGAGAGCUAGGGCCGCACGAUCGAGAGUAAGGUCGUGACAGAACUCCACGGUGUUGAUUUGAUUGUGUUCAAUAAAUUGUGUAAUUUGUC